AUGGCAGCCCAGCAGGCUCAGCCCUUCCGUUGGCACUACGACGAUCUCGACGACAAGAACUUCCACGUCCACGGCGGCGCCCUCCUUAACCUCAUCCUCCUCAUCUCCGUCUCCGUUCUCCUGUCGUCCACACUUCUGUGCCUGCUCGUGAGGUGGGCGUAUCGCCACAGCCGCAGGACGGCGGAAACAGGCUCGGUGAGCAUGGCGCCGGCAGCCUGCCUCGAACCGCAGAUCAUCGGUAGCUUCCCGGUGCCAUGCUCAUCGGCGGAAACAGGCUCGGUGAGCAUCGGGGACCGGCGAGGAGGCGCAGUGCUCGAUAUGCCUGAGUAG
Messenger RNA from Musa acuminata AAA Group (dessert banana), 330 nucleotides. RefSeq lists its product as uncharacterized. The coding region runs from base 1 to 330 and encodes 109 amino acids. The transcript has a single exon. NCBI's taxonomy places the organism in Eukaryota, Viridiplantae, Streptophyta, Magnoliopsida, Zingiberales, Musaceae. The record is from RefSeq and is a predicted model, not a curated record.